Amphiprion ocellaris (clown anemonefish) is the source of this 2263-nucleotide messenger RNA. RefSeq names its product claudin-4-like. The coding region runs from base 168 to 1115 and encodes 315 amino acids. The record is from RefSeq and is a predicted model, not a curated record. Gene Ontology annotation, molecular function: structural molecule activity. Gene Ontology annotation, biological process: bicellular tight junction assembly; cell adhesion. NCBI's taxonomy places the organism in Eukaryota, Metazoa, Chordata, Actinopteri, Pomacentridae. Gene Ontology annotation, cellular component: plasma membrane; bicellular tight junction. The transcript has a single exon.
AGACUGGAAGCUUUGUUUUUCCCCUCAGUGCAGAAACUGGGAGAGAGGGAUUGUUUUGAAACCAUGGCAGAGCAAACAGAGGGAUUUCCCUCCUCCACCCAGCUGCAGCCCGGCCGUGCCUUCUUUUCAAGAAUACCAAAGAACUGGUUUACCCUUUCUGAACAGACAUGCAGAGCAGACAGGCGCUAACACUCACACUCUCACACACACACACACACACACACACACACACACACACACACACACACACACACACACACACACACACACACACACACACACACACACACACACACACACACACUCACGAAUUGUCUGUGCCUCACAUGCACACACACGUUAAAAUAACACCCCACCCCUCGGCGCUGCACUGCCAGCUGUUUCUGGUUAGGCAGGCCGAUGUGCCUGCAGUGAAGAGGAGGACGAGGCAGGCCGGAGUCAUGAAGCGGCAGCUGGAGCUCGCUGCCCUCGGUGUGGCCUUCACCGGGUGGCUGUGUGCCGUCCUGACGCGCUGCCUGGCCCUGUGGAAGGUGAGCGGCACUCUGAACAACACCACGGCUUCUCUGCCUGCCUACUGGGACGGGGUGUGGCUGGAAUGGGAUCACUGGGAUUUAAACCACGAUGGCAGCCUGCACUGCUCCUUCUAUCAGUCUCUCAUGUCUCUCUCUGGAAGUUUUCGGACGUGGAGGGCCCUCAUCAUGGCGGCCAUCGGAGCUGGAGCCUUCGCUACGGUGAUCGCAGCGGCAGGGUUGAUAUGGUUCCCUAAACGCGGCCAGGUCAAAGUGUUUUCUGGUGCUGUCUUUGUAUUGUCUGGGAUCCUGCUGCUGGUUCCCACAGCCUGGACGUGCCAUCACACCAGCCAGCCACUGGAGGGGGCAGUGCUGCUGAGGAGAGACUGGGGACCUGCUCUGUACCUUGGAUGGAUCUCCUUUGGCUUGAUGCUGGUCGGUGGAGUGUUUCUCACCACCAGAUGUCCGACUACUGAGAACCAGGCAGAGCAGCGUGAAGACAGCAGGUAUCCGAACGUGGACGAGGAGGCUAAUCACCCCCUGAGCAGGAUCAACAGGACUACGUUCACCAGCAGCCAGUACGAACGCAGAUCACAGCCCAUCUGAGAGGACCGGGAUGUAAUAUUUAACACAACGUGUGUGUGUUUAAACUGGAAAAUCACUGACAUGUGAAAUGGCUGUGGGUAGAUUCAACAGUCCAGGCUGCACGUGUUGAGUAAUGAUGCACUGGUUUAACUAAGAGUGAACUUAACAUUAGAAAGUGCAGACGCUCCAAUGUUUCCUGUCACUAGUUUUACUAACAGGGAUGCGGGUAGGACUUUGAAUUUGCUUCAUUUUGCUGUGUUUUGUUCUAUUUCGAGUGAAAUUAACAAACUUUGCAUUUGUUGUUACCACUAUUUAAAAUUACUGUAAAAUGAUAUUUCUCAGCGUCUGCUCAGCUCUGCUGGAUGCAAUUUUGAACUGAUUCUGCUGAUAUUGAAACAGAUUUAAGACUUACAGCUGUCAGAUGAUUUCAACACAUUGUAAUGUCUUGAAUCUAUAAUCAUUUUUAUAGCUGUACUGCACAAAUACAUUGCCCUACAUUAGAGUAAUGCAACUUUAUAUACAUCUAAAUUUUUCAGCACGAAAGGAUGCUGUGGAUUAAAUGAUCUCAAAUGAUUAAUAACACUUGUUUACAAGUUAUUUGACUUUAAUCAUGCACUACAGUGGCUUUAAUUAACUACACUGCAGAGCAUUCUAGGAGGUAAUAAGGUAAGCAAUAAUUUUGAAACGUAUAGCAGUCUUUUUCUUUGUUUUUUCUUUAAAAUAAACUAAAAGGGUGCAUGAUGAAAAGGAAGCAGGUGCUGCCUUUUGAGUAGCUAUUCAUAGUAAGUUAUAAACUUAUGAGAUGUGAAACUGGAUUUUUAAGAAUUCUAUUUGCAGAUCAAUGUUUUGCAGGUAUUUCAUGGGACAGUAAGUAUGAAACACUUCAGGACACAACAUACAGACACUUUGAGGUUGUUCUGAACCGUAAAAACACGGUUUUAUAUUUUUGUCAAACUUCCUAAAAGAAUUUACUCUUUUUGCAAUACAUUUCCUACAUUUUUUUAUUUCUACCUAAAAGCCUCAAAUCAAUUUGAGCAACAAAAAAUUUCUUGUAGUUAUGUGAUUCUGAAAUUUUUUAGUGCCAUUUUUCUGCUUUCAUACCACCUGGAUGUUGUAGUUUUAUGUGAUUCCUACAAUAGUUUUACAAAUAAAAACGGUUUUCAAAAUAA